Messenger RNA from Closterium sp. NIES-65, 798 nucleotides. The record is from the annotation of a GenBank genome assembly. NCBI's taxonomy places the organism in Eukaryota, Viridiplantae, Streptophyta, Zygnematophyceae, Desmidiales, Closteriaceae.
AUGCUGACAGUAGAGUUCGCUCACAGUGGACUAUUCGUGACGCUGUUGCUUGCCUUGCUGUUCGUAGUCACCUGCCUUCUGCUGAGCGCGCGCACUUUGGUCGUCAUCCGUCUCCUUGACUCCCUUUGCUCAGUCAGGGACCACUUUCUCUCCCUUUGCCCCACCGAGCUCUCCGUUGACCUGCUGGAGGAGCACCUCACUGCAGCUGAGAAGAGUAUAGUUGCUAUUAGGAGGUCGGGCCUGCGUCUGCUCCUAGUGGGAGGCGCUGCUAUGGCAAGGGCAAGGAGGGCAAGGGUGGUAGAGGAGACGGCGGGGGCGGCGGUGGUGGCGGUGGAGGAGGCGGAGGGGGUGGGGGUGGAGGCAAGGGUGGUGGCGGGAGUGGGGGCGUCGGCGGUGGCAGUGGAGGUGGUGGAGGCAGCGGCAGCGGUGGUGGAGGCAGUGGCAACGGAGCUGGAGGUGGCGGCGGUGGUGGUGCUGGUCGGGGUGGAGCUGCGCAGCAUGGAGGCUUUGGCGGUAGCCAGCGCCAGCAGCAGCCGCGUUCCCAAGAGACCCCGUCGCCCCAGCAGCUUCGUGAGUGGUACGCUGGGCGUGGGAGGUCUGGGGGUGCUGGUCCCUGCACUUACGUUCUCUGCAUCGGCGAACGCCGUGGGUGCAGAGGACCACACACGUCGCAGCCUGUCUGACGCCUGGCGCGCGCUGUUUCCUGACGACCCUGAGCUCCCUAGCUGGGCUGAUGUGCUUGGGCAGAAUGUUGAUAUCUUUGCUCUAGAUGUUGAUGCUAUCCUUGCUGCCAAGUAG